AAUCAGAUUGAAAUGUUUUGCAUUCACGCUCUGCCUAAUGUGAUAGCAGACAAUUACGUAAAACCUACAUAUAUAUAAAUUUAUAUAACAAACUGGCGAAAUAUAUAGAUACAAUCGGAAUGCCUUGUUCAAGAACGUUACUCAGCACGGUGCUACAGGACAAGGUCCUUAGGGAGAAGGCUGAAGAUGAAUUACAUGAAACAGCCGAGUCCAGAGGGGAAGAAUCACAUAAUCUCACUUCUUGGAUUGAAAUGGAAGAUGACAAAGUACCAAAAUUAACAGAUUCUUGCUAUAUUUGGUCAUUUCUUCGAGCUUCCAAAUUCAACCAAGAUGCAGCCCGUCAGCGGUUGCGAAAUUACUGGUAUUCAAGACGUAAGGCAAUCAUGCAGGUCAUGAAUGGAAUAGACCCGGCAUCACCAAACAUACUUAGUAUCCUUAGAGGUCCACAUGCUGUAUAUGUACCAUUACCCGGCUAUGACAAGGAUGGUCGCAAAGUAAUUCUAGCGCGUUGGGAUCAGUUAGAUGUCAGUGGCGCCGCCUAUAGUUUUGCCGACUGGUUCCGGGCGAUAACUCUUGUCUUUGACGCAAUGUGUUUUUUGGAUGAAAGGGUCAUGGUUAACGGAAUCACAUUCCUCAUGGACGCUAAAGGCGUGGCAAUGAAACAUCUCAUGUUCUUUGGCUUUAACAAUUGCCGGAAACAGUUUGAAGUCAUGCAGAAUGGAUACCCAAUACGAAUCAAACAAGUACAUUAUAUCAACAACAAUCGUAUAAUAGCGUUCUUCCUGGGAAUUGUGAAAUCUGUUGUAUCAACUAAACUUGCUAGCAGGAUACAGUUACAUGGGUACCAGUACGACAGUGUUUUUGAUUACAUUGACAAGUCCAGUCUUCCUAAUGAAUACAUUGCAGACAGUUAUUCCGGAGAAAGAGCGGGCACUUCACAAGAAAUAAUGGAACGGUUUAUCCGGGAAAAUAUCUUAGAACCAAAAAGGCUUGAGUUUUUACGCAGACUUUAUAACUGUAACAGCUUUCAUGAGGACAGUGAUACAGGAUCGAGUGAGGACGACUUUAGUGACGCAGUCAUUGAAGAUAGUGAUCAUUUAUAUGAGGAUGCCAACACCGAGGGAGAUUUUGAACCAUCUGAUAUAAACGAACGACACAUUUCACCAAACUCUACUGUUACAGAAGAAUGAUUGAAACAUUUAUUGCAAAAACACUUCUAUUUAUAAGUUAAAUGUCAAAUAGAGUAGACACACGAAUGUAAGACAGACGAAACUAAAUGGGUUCGAAACCUGGUGGAAACUGUUUUAUUUCUUAUCAAAGUUUUCUUUUUUCUUCUUUUUUUUUAUAUAUACUAUGCUCCUAUUUGAUUUUUAAAACUAUCAAUAAUUGCUACACAGUCUCUUUGUAUGUAUAAAAAACAUGUUUCGACUUCAUUUAAAGUAGAUAUGUUAUGUUUUGAACUCUACACACUAUAUAAGGUCACCAUAUGAAAAUUCAGUGUUAUUAAAAAAAUGGCAGUUUUUUUUUAAGAAAAGACCAACUUUACUGGAACCGUAAUAGGGAAUGCAGCUUCCCAUACAAAGUUUAUUCAUUAUUUUAUUCAAAUGAAACAUAUUCAGUAAGAAUUUCAUGGAUUUCAAUUCAUUUCUAAGAUAAAAAUAUUUUACCAAAAGAUGAGCAUAGUAUAUCUUUAAAUUGCUUUGUGUCUGAUAAAAUAAAUAUAUGAUUACGCAUAUGAACUUAUAGAUAUUGUUUUUUUGAAUCUCUUAAAAUUUGUUAAAAUUUUCAUACCUUUUUUAUAAUAAGAAACGAAAAAAAAUGAGAUAGAUGAAGUUAUUUCGAUGAAAAAGUAAGAUAAAUAAAUCAAUAAAAAAAAAAAAAACCCAUAUUAUUAUGUAGUUUCGUACAUGAUUAAGCUAUUGCGACUUGUAUUUAUUACUUUUACAAUUAUCAGUCAAACGUACAAUCAUAAAGAUGGGCAACAUCUCAUUUGCCUACAAUGUAUAUAGUAUUAAGAUGGACUUUUCCGUACUAUUAAUAAAUAUGAAGAAACUUCUGUUUAUCAUGCUCGGAUUAUACUGUAAAUGUAUGUGGUAUUUACAGUUAUGUAACAUAUUUAAGAAAACAUUUGAUAUUAUCAUAUUGGUCAAUCUAUUAACAAGCAUACAUUUUGGUA
Molecule: messenger RNA, 2176 nt
Organism: Ruditapes philippinarum (Manila clam)
Lineage: Eukaryota; Metazoa; Mollusca; Bivalvia; Venerida; Veneridae
Product: alpha-tocopherol transfer protein-like
Exons: 8
Coding region: 120-1190 (356 amino acids)
Cellular component (GO): membrane
Molecular function (GO): phosphatidylinositol bisphosphate binding
Source: RefSeq, a predicted model, not a curated record